CAUUAGACAGACUUCACUGUAGUUUGUUGUUGUUAUCAACCUGUCACAUGUCACUUGUGGAUUUGUGGUGGGUGGGACUGUGCUCAAUGUUGUGGCUAUCGAGGUGUCUGUAAACUUAAACAAUUAAUUUCCUGUUUAGCCAAGUGCUAUCUGGAAGUUAAAUUCUACAUUAAUUAUAAUCCAUAACUCACCAGUUUUUAAAAGAAGAAGAAAUGGCUGUGAGUCCAAAAAAUGCUAUGAGAGAAGUUGUUGUUGAUUGCUUAUCGCAACAAAUUGAUGAAUAUGAGCUACUGAAAUCUAUGUAUCCAAAUCAAGGAGAAAUUAAUUUAAGUGACAAAGAUAAUGUUAACGAAAUAAGGAGUUUUAUAGACAAUAAAACAGAUUAUAUCCCUCCACAUCUAGAUUUCAAACUAAAUCUGCUUGUAGAUGGUCUCAAGUUAGAAAUAUUUAUUAACUUACCCAGCUCUUACCCAAAAGAAGAACCAGACAUUUAUGUAAGAUGUAAUAAAAUGAAUCGUCAGAAUGAAUCAGCUAUAAAUUCACAGCUUUCACAAUAUAUAAAAGAAAAUCAUAUAGGAGAAGUGUGCCUCUAUACAGCCAUUUCAUGGUUACAAGAAAAUGUUGAUAAAUUUGCAUUAAUUUCAGAAGAAAACAAUAUGUUACCAGCAAAGUCUAGUCAAGAAACUAAGGAUGAGUUUGCAAGGCUUUGGAUUUAUUCACAUCAUAUUUAUAAUAAAAAGAAAAGGGAAGAAAUUGUUAAAAAAGCAAGAGAACUGAAAUUAACAGGAUUUCUGUUGGCGGGAAAGCCUGGAAUUGUUUGCGUUGAAGGACAUCACAGUGAUUGUAAAGAGUGGUGGAAAGACAUUAAAUCAAUGACUUGGAAGAAAAUAAUGAUUCGAAAGACAGAAAUCUUUGAGCCUAGUGAAGAAAAUACAUUUAAAAAAUUUUCAAGUUUUGAAGAACUUUGUCUUGCAAAUCCAGUUAAUAAUAAACAUUCAAACAUGAGUGAACUGUCAAAAUUAAUGACAGAACUUGGUCUAAAUCAAAUAUUUAAUGAUUUAUUUGGACUAAAUGAUGACUAAAAUAAUAGGUGCUUCUAAUUCUAAGCGAAAUACCUGUUUGGUAAAAAUAAAUUUUAUUUUACUAUUGUUACAUAAUUAUGAAGGUAAAAUAUAUAUUGUUGGUUAAUCCUUUAUGAUAUUGAUUCUUUUUUAUUUUAUGGUUUCAUGAUUUCUUUUUUAUAAUUUCUUGCCUAAUACUCUCUUCUUCUCUUUUAUUUUGUUUGUGGUUGUUUUAUAAUGUAAAAUUAUGUAAAAAAAGAUUACAAAGAAAUAAAUAUUUUCAUAUUUUUAUAAA
Molecule: messenger RNA, 1356 nt
Organism: Spodoptera exigua (beet armyworm)
Lineage: Eukaryota; Metazoa; Arthropoda; Insecta; Lepidoptera; Noctuidae
Source: the annotation of a GenBank genome assembly